Closterium sp. Naga37s-1 is the source of this 2226-nucleotide messenger RNA. NCBI's taxonomy places the organism in Eukaryota, Viridiplantae, Streptophyta, Zygnematophyceae, Desmidiales, Closteriaceae. The record is from the annotation of a GenBank genome assembly.
AUGGUGGCGUCAGAGUCGGGCGAGUACGAGUACGAGCCGUGGGCCGAGGAGCGCCGCGAGCGAAUCCGACGGCGAGAGGCCAUUCUCGAUGCCGUGCCCAUCACCCCCUCCUCCGCAUCCGCCGCUAAGCAAUCUCCACGCGCAUUGGCCGCCGCAAGAGCCGGCGCUGGCGGACUGACGGGCGCGAGCGGCGCGGCGGAGGAGCUUAGCUCGCCGUCGAAGACCAAGGAGGGGAAGGAGGGGAAGGGCGCGGAGAGGCGAGACACGUGGGGGGACGACAGCGGCGUUGCGCGGUCGAUCGCUCGCCCAAUGACGUUCCUGCGUAGUGUGGCGCGGUUCUACUGCACCAUCUUCCUCCUCUUCCUCCUCCUCACCGCCUGCCAGGUGUAUGUCAUGUGGACGGAGGAGCUGGGGGCGCUGGAGGUGUCCUCUACAGGCCUCUCGUCGCUGCUCAACACGAGCAAGCCAGCGAAGCUCACGCGGCGAGUCGUGCUCUCCACCAUGGCGCGAGACAUCAUGGACCUGCAAGCGUCCCUCACGGCCAGCAUGGCACAGCUACAGCAGCAGCAGGCAGCACUGACCAAUCAGACAGCCCAGUCGCUGCAGGCGCUGGAAGCGCGGGUGACAGGUGGCAGCAGGCGAUUGGUGGACUUCACGCGGGCCAUGGGGGAGAAGCAGGCGGGGGAGGUGCAGGGCGUGCGCGCGCGCGUGGAGGAGAUGGGGCGCGCGCUGGCCAAGCAGGGGGAGAUGCUGGCCGAGCAGAUGGCUGCUGUCACUGCGCUCAAGGCGGAUCUGGAGAUGCGCAAGGCAGCGGCCACCCCUCCCAGCAACUACACGCUGUACUACAUCACGAACGACCACCCUGACCUCUGGCGCCAACGCUCCUUCCGCCGCUACGCCUCCUACGGCUUCGUCAAGUUCAGCGCCUACCGCGUGUCCCCAUCGCGCAUAGCCAUCCUGGGCCUGUCAGCCCUGGCGCUGCACGGAGUGCACCGGCUGUCGCUGUGCGAGUGGCACGGCGUGGAUGGGUCCGUCAUACCGGGGGUGCUGGAGAUGAUCUAUGUGGGCGAACACCAUAACUUCCUGUACGAGACAGUGGUGGUCAACUGCCAGCUGGAAUCACCUGUGCAAUCACCUGGAGGCUACCUGAAGGCGCGCAUCAACUCGGAGAUCCUCUACCCCUUCAGAGAAUCCAAGUCUGAGCCCAUCACGCUCCCCACGGCCCCCUUCAAGCACCGGCUGCUCUUCUGUGGGCCGCCCAUGUACGGUGCCAUGGAGCCUCGUGUGCUGCUCGAGUGGCUGGACUACCACCGCGUGUACGCCGCAGCCGACCACUUCAUUCUCUACGAUGCGGGCGCCGUGGGCGUGGCGGUGCGGCACACGCUGCAGGGGUACCUGGCGGGGGGCGUGGUUGAAAUCACCGACUUUCGCGAGGCGCAGCAGUGGGACACGUGGCUGUAUGGGCAGUCACUGGCCAUUCAGGACUGCAUGUAUCGAUCGCGCCGCACAGCCCAGUGGGUGUUCAUGCAGGAUUUUGACGAGUUCCUGGAGCUGCUGCCGCCCCUCACAAUGCCGGCUCUCCUGGACAAGUACCACGACCGCCCCUGGAUCACCUACGGCUGCACCGUCUUCAACAUGUCCUUCUGUGUCGAUACCCCCCGCGACGCCUCCUCCGCUGCCUCGAAUCCCAACCGCCGAAGCGGGGACCUUCGCGGCGCCGCCGCUAGUGGUGGGCGGAGGGUGCAUAUGGAGGGGCUGCUUAUAGAGAGGAUGCAUUUCCGGUGGCCGCACGUGUACUGUAUGGACACGCAGAAAUACCGCCCAGAGCACUGUCUAGACCAGGAGGGGCACCGGAAAUACAUCCUCAACCCGCGCAAAGUGCAGGCCGCUCAGAUCCACAUCGUCGUCAAAACAGAGGACGGCGGGGGAGGCACGGCGGCCGGCGGAGGGGAGGGCUCGGGGGAGGGAGCAGGGGAGGGCGUGGGGGAGGGCGUGGGGGAGGGAGUGGAUAUGGAUACGGAUGACAUGCGGCUGGCGCAUUACAGGGGCCUGGCCACCAAGGGGUCGAGGAUGUGUGAGCUGGGGGAGCCCAAGGACUGGUGGAUGCGGUACGAUCGGGUUGGGAGGAUUGCCGCGGCCGUGUGGAACUGCCCUCUCGUCGCCAGUAACCGCCAGGUGGGGGAGUCUGGAGCAAGGUUGGAGGGCAGGGGGUGUUGUGGGGCGUGA